UAUAAGCUGCCCGGAGGUAAUAACGAUCCAUCCUUUACCCAUCCAGAGGAGCCGGGAGCAUUUCACACACAUUGAUCAGUCUGCGCAGUCCCCGAGUGGCGCACUGCUGUCCCCAGCUUGCAGAGAGGGGAAACUGAGGCCCAGAGGGGGAAGUGACUCAGCCAAGGUCACAGCCCUGGGAGCUGGAGGUGCGAACAGAACCCAGGCGUCCUGGCUCCGAGCCCAGUGCUUGACCCGGCCCAUCCUGCUUCUCACUCAGCUGCCCGGUGGGCUGGGGGCUCGGCGCUGUACCUCGCGGCUCCCCCAGCUGGCUCCGCCCCAUCAGACUCACGGCCCCAAGCAGGGAGUGACCCAUCCCCGCGGUAGCCGGGCGCUGGGGAAGGAGGCCGCGGACGGGCCCAGAGCCUCGCUGGCUGGUGAAUCGCCGCCGGGAGCUUCCGGGCCGGGCCGGGCCGCGCUGAGACACUCCCCCUGCCCCGGGAAGAGGAAGGGCGAGAGACCGACCCGACCCCACCCCCGCCCCGGUACGGAGCGGGCACCCGGCACCCCCCGCCCGCGGGAUGGAGCUGGACGGGCUGCGGCUGGACGAGGAGGGGACCUUCUCCCUGAGCGGCUUCCAGGAGUUCACGUUUCUGCCAGGGCACCAGCAGCUGAGCGAGAGGGUGCGGAAGCGCUUGUAUUAUGGCUGGGACAAAGACUGUAGCCUGGACAAUCUCUCCAGCCCGGUGGCAGACAUCGCCGUCGAGUUGCUCCAGAAAGCAGCUCCCAGCCCCAUCCGCAGGCUGCAGAAGAAAUACGUUUGCCACGUGUCUCGGUAAGACGCGACCCCUCCUAGCCCAUUGUCUGCAGCAGGCGGAGACCUCUGGUCUGGCUCGACACUUCAGCGUGGCUACCAGCCACCUGGAUGGGGAGCCUCUUGCCGGAGAGCAUCCUCACCCCAGGCAUCGCGCCUGUGCUGUCGUGCUGGAUUUCACUGGCCCUGUGCUGAGCUUCCCUGGGCCUUUUCCCUUGUCUGCCCCUCUGAUCCCUCCUGGGUCACUGUCUGACUCAUGUGCGCAGCCAGUCCCUGAGCCACAUGGCAGUGCACGCCGCGCCUGUCUGGUCUGUGUUUCAGCCUGGGUAGUCCCUGGGGCCUGGUGCUCUCAGGUUUCUGUAGUGCCAAAGGCGAGCAAUGAGGCUUCUGGGUUUUACACCUUGGCAGGGCAGGGAGCCAGCCAGUGCCACUGUCCGGGCCAGUUCCCGUUUGUGUGAGGGAGUGAAGGGUUUCCUGUCACAGGCAAAGCUCUACGCUGGUGGGCCCAGAGCCCUGCGGCUGGGCCGCUCUCCCCUCUGUCCACUAGAGAAAGCCAUGACCCUUGUG
Molecule: messenger RNA, 1360 nt
Organism: Chrysemys picta bellii (western painted turtle)
Lineage: Eukaryota; Metazoa; Chordata; Testudines; Emydidae
Source: RefSeq, a predicted model, not a curated record